GAUGAUUGAGAAGUAUGUCUGAGUUAAAAUUUUCAUUGGAAGAGGAAUUGUCAUCGCCAGAUUUAUUCUCAGAUGCUGAUAUUGGGACAAAUAUUUCUAUCGCUGGAACGUCGGAUGAAACAAAUUCGACAUCGGGUGGAUUUAUUGAACCAGACCUUAAUACCGAUGAUCCUCAAUGGAAAGGAGUUAGUAUGGAAGAAAUUUACAAGGAUCAUGGACCAUUUGAAUGGCCUCAUCUUCCUCCUAUACACCCGUCACCUACUCAUACAAUUUUAUUCGAAUUACCUCUUCCAAAUCGUGGUCCGCCAAAACCUCAUCCAAUACAAGCAUCGGAUAAGUGGAGUCAAAAUUUUGUACGGAUGCCCCAUUCUGUUCAUAGCCUAUACCCAAUAGAUCCAGAAAAUGAAAAUUCUGGUGGAUUUAGACGUAGAUGGGAGGUUAUACAAGAAGCAUUAUUACAAAAUUUUUUAUCAAGCCAUCAACUCGAAGCUGCAAUUUUGUCUUAUAAUCACAAGUAUGCUGAAAAGUGGGAUUUUGCUGCACUUCACAAUUUAUUAAAUGAAUACAUUGAUGAAGCAGAAAUGAAACUCUGUUUAAGUUCUUUGAUACCAAAAGUAGUUCAACUUGCUCUUCAACUUCCUGCUCUAAUUACUGGUCCAAUUCCACUAUUAAAACGUCAAUCAAAUAAGUCCAUUAGUCUGAGUCAACUCCAAGUUGCUUCUUUACUUGCAAAUGCAUUUUUUUGUACUUUUCCACGUCGUAACUCUACAAAUCCACAAUCUGAAUUUGGAUUAUUUCCCAAUAUAAAUUUCAAUAGAUUAUUCUCAUCAUUUAGACAGGAAAGACAUACCAGGUGUCAAUCAGUGAUGGAAAAAUUAAAAUGUAUUUUUCAUUAUUUUCGAAGGAUUACAACAAGAGCACCUGAAGGUACAAUAACAAUACAAAGAAGAUCUAUUCCCAAAAAAAAUUGUCCUAGAUGGGAUAAACAGAAUUUGAAAUUACCUCCAUUACAUAUUACUAGUAAAGGCACGAUUGAAUCCCAAGGAGCUGGUCUCUUACAAGUUAACUUUGCUAAUAAGUAUGUCGGUGGUGGUGUUUUAAACUAUGGUUGUGUUCAAGAAGAAAUAAGAUUCGUUAUUUGUCCAGAAUUAAUGGUAACAAUGUUAGUAACUGAAGCUUUAGAUGAUACCGAAGCGCUUAUUAUUAAUGGAGUUGAAAGAUAUAGUCAGUAUGAAGGGUAUAGUAACAAUUUUAAAUGGGUCGGAGACUUUAUUGAUGAAACCCCUAGAGAUAGCAGUGGAAGACUUAAAACUUGCAUUGUUGGAAUCGACGCAUUGUAUUUUAAGCAACCCAAUGUACAAUUUAAUAUGGGAAAUAUUAUUAGAGAACUUAAUAAGGCUUACGUAGGAUUUAGCUCAGAAGUAACGUCUAAUACUUUGCCAGCAAUAGCAACUGGAAAUUGGGGUUGUGGUGCAUUUCGUGGUAAUCCUCAGCUGAAAGUUUUAUUACAAUUAAUGGCCGCAUCUGUAGCCGGUAGAUCAAUGGUAUAUUUUACAUUUGGUGAUACAAGUUUAAGAGAUAGCAUAGCAGAAAUGUACUGGCAUCUCGUUCGACAUGACAUUGACAUAGGACGUUUAUUUGCACUGAUUUCUCAAUAUCAAGAAACAUUCACUGGGAAUUGUACGGAUUUUUAUCGUUUUUUAUAUAAUCGUAGUAAAAUAAAGCCUUUAACAUAUUAUUUUAAUACGGAUACAAAUAGUCCUAAAAAGGAUUUGAUGUUGGACAAUAGUACAUUAUGUAUUACAAAGGCACAAUUUAAUUUUGACUUCAAAAAGCACGCAUCUAUAGCUAAAUUAAAAGAGGAUGAACUUGAAGAAAAGAUUGAAAAAUGGUUAGAAAACGUUGAAAAAAAUGAUUCAGAUGCAGAAGACUUAAAUCCCAAAGACGAAAGAUUAUCUAAAGAAGAAAUAAAACUACCAAUUACGAAUGAAUUACAAAUAUCAAAUGAUGAGGUUGAAACAAACAAGAUCGCAGAAACUAAUGAAAAAUUACUAUCUCCACAUAAAGAGAAGCAAAGUUUUGGGGAACUAUUUGAAAAGCAAGAUACUGAAAUUUCAUCUAAGAAAAAGAUUUCAGCCUUGGAUGCUUUUGAUAAAUUAUUGCUAGAAAAAACAGAUCAUGUAUCGAAACAAUCGGUUUCAAUGGAAAUUGAUUUGAAAAUCGAACAAAAGAAUGAAGAAUUUGAAAAAGACUUUGAUUCAACAUCAAUAGAUUCAAAUGUAAAAACUAUUAAGAAAGAAUCACAAACAAAAAUUCAUGAUUUUUUUAAACGA
Messenger RNA from Ceratosolen solmsi marchali, 2333 nucleotides. Its product is annotated as poly(ADP-ribose) glycohydrolase. Gene Ontology annotation, cellular component: cytoplasm; nucleus. NCBI's taxonomy places the organism in Eukaryota, Metazoa, Arthropoda, Insecta, Hymenoptera, Agaonidae. Gene Ontology annotation, molecular function: poly(ADP-ribose) glycohydrolase activity. Gene Ontology annotation, biological process: carbohydrate metabolic process; ATP generation from poly-ADP-D-ribose; regulation of DNA repair. The annotation marks the transcript as partial. The transcript is spliced from 10 exons. The record is from RefSeq and is a predicted model, not a curated record.